UAAGGCCCUAUGUCGAUGUAACAAACUGGGAGGAUUCCUACACGUAGUGUGAGGUCCAGGCCUUUCAACUAAAAUUUUGGGAGUGUUUACCACAAGAACACCACCAAAAAUGUGGCAAAAGUCCUGUGGUAAAAAAGUCAUGGUCAUUAUGUCUGGGCUUAGGUAAUUUUUAGUUGAUUAUUAUUAACAACUCUUGUCAGUACUGUGAGGUGACUCUGUAAAGUAAGGCAUAACUGAACUUUUCUAAUUACAAUUUGUUGAAAAAAGUCAUGCAUGUCAUGCUAUACAAGUCAUGAUAGAGAAGUAAAAAAUACAUGUCAUACAUAGUGUGCAUGAUAUACUAUGCAUGGUAUAGAUAUAACCAUAUUAUAGAUAUGACUGAAGUACAUCUCACCUCUGCAUAAAACCAUUUUGAGGCUAACAGUGUAAGUCCAUUUAUUAUGGUCAGUCCACUCAGGAUCACCAAGUAUUACUUGUGAGCCAGCACUGUAGAACACUAGCUCCCACCUCCUCACUCACACCUGCACCCACCAUGGCUGAGUCCCACCAGCCGCUGCUACCGCCCAAUACGACUGUCGACACCGGCACCCCGCUGCCCAGCGGCCGCUGCGCGCCCCUGUACGUGCUGACCUUCCUGAGUGCCAUUGGCGGCUUCCUCUUCGGCUACGACACGGGCGUGGUAUCUGGCGCCAUGGUGCUCGUGCGCGCCGAGUUCAGGCUCUCGGACACGUGGCACGAGCUGAUCGUGGCCGGCACGGUCGGCUCAGCGUGGCUGCUCUCGCUGGCGGCCGGGCCGCUACUGCUGGGCCUGCUGGCGGUGCCCGAGUCUCCGCGCUUCCUGCUGGGCCGCGGCCGGCGGCGCGAGGCGGCCGCCGCGCUGGCGCGGCUCCGGCCCGCUGAUUUCCCCGUCGACCUCGAGCUGCAGCGGAUCGGGGCGCAGUGUGCGCGCGAGGCGCGCCGCCGUCCGCCCGCUGCUAGCCUGCUGGUCGAGAUGCUGCGACGGCCGACCGUGCGCCGCGCGCUUCUGCUCGGCUGCGGUCUGCAGCUGUUCCAGCAGCUGACCGGUAUCAAUACGGUGAUGUACUACAGCGCCAGCAUCAUCCAGCUGGCCGGCGUGCGGGACGUGUCGCUGGCCAUCUGGCUGGCCGCUAUCACCGCCGCCGUCAACUUCGUCGGCACACUUGUCGGCCUGGUGCUGGUAGAGCGGCUGGGCCGUCGGCCGCUCACACUGGCCAGCCUGCUGGGCGCGGCACUCUCGCUGCUGCUGCUGGCCGGCGGCUUCCUGUUGAACGCGGCCGAGUCGCCGCCGGUGGUGGCGCCGCCCGGGUCGCCAGACUGCGACCGAGCCAACUGCGCCGGCUGCCAGGCGUGUCCGGCAUCGCGCUCCUGGCUGGCCGUGCUCGGGCUCUGCCUGUACCUGAUCUGCUUCUCGCCCGGCAUGGGCCCGAUGCCCUGGACGGUCAACGCCGAGAUCUACCCGGCGUGGGCGCGCGGCACCGGCAGCGGCCUGGCCGCCUCCUGCAACUGGCUGGCCAACUUGGCCGUGUCGCUGACGUUCCUGACGCUGGUGCACGCGCUGGGACGCGCCGGCGUGUUUUUCCUGUACGCUGGCCUGGCCGCCGUCGGCUGGAUCGUGUUCUUCCGGUGGCUGCCCGAGACGCGCGGCGUCCCGCUCGAGGACAUGGCGGUGCUGUUUGGCGGCGAUGGCGACGACCCGCCCCUGUCCGAGGAUGAUCAUGGCGCAGACGGACUGCUGCAAGAGGAUCCGCUAGAGCCACCUGACGACGGCCAGUUUGAAGAAUAACCAUGACGACCGGCCGGCCUGAGGGAGCCGGCAACGCUGCAAAGUCGCCGCGGUGGUCACUGGUGAUGGUGCGGGGAGGCCGCGGAGGGGACGGAAAGAGUCAAGGAUAACCUCGGAAACCAAAGUAUUUUUAUACAAACAGGGCCAAGCAUGCGAAGUUCUGCGGACUGCGAACAAAUGCACGGAGUACGCGAACGGAUAACAUUAAUGGAAAUACAGACAUUGAUAGUACUUCUGUCAACCAAGGACAAAUAUACCGUCAAUUUUGUCGUGCGUGGGGCGGACGAGGUCGGGCCUUUAUACGGGCAUCUGUGUGCAGGAUUGUGUCUGAUUUGUAAGGAGGUAGUGUUGUUCCGGGUACCUGAUGUCAGUGCUUCCGCGGCGCUCGGCCUGUCGAAGGGUUGUCGUCCAGCGCCGCGCCAGUGUGUUGUGAUACCAGCUGCUGAUGUGAUCUCCGCUGCGUUCGUCGCGCCCCGCCGCCGAAUCGCGGCCACCACGCUAUAAACACGUCUUCUCUUUGGA
Pollicipes pollicipes is the source of this 2326-nucleotide messenger RNA. Its product is annotated as proton myo-inositol cotransporter. Bases 533 to 1804 code for a protein of 423 amino acids. Gene Ontology annotation, cellular component: apical plasma membrane. The transcript is spliced from 5 exons. Gene Ontology annotation, molecular function: myo-inositol:proton symporter activity. Lineage: Eukaryota; Metazoa; Arthropoda; Thecostraca; Pollicipedomorpha; Pollicipedidae. Gene Ontology annotation, biological process: transmembrane transport; myo-inositol transport. The record is from RefSeq and is a predicted model, not a curated record.